GAUCCACCAGUCCAACGGGGAGGUGAAGAUGUGCGACCACAAGGAGUGCCUCGCCAAGGACGCCCAUGUGGUGGGCAAGAAGAAGAUCAAGUAUUGCGUCCACAGCGCCGAGUCCAUCUCGGAAUGCCUCAGGUUCCUGAAGGUCCUGGAAGAGUGGCGGCGAGACGACGAGGAGGUGAAGAAGAUGAUUACGGCCGACCACCACGGCGACCACCACGGGCUCACGUUCAGGGACACCAAGCCCGCCGCGAGGGUGCACAGCAAGCGGGGCGGCGCCCCCGACGCGCUCGAGGACGAGGCCGCGGCGCUCCGAGCAGGCUGCCGCCGCCCGAGGGCGCACGCGGCAGCGGCUGGCGAUGCUGCGGGCGUGGAGGCCAGGGGUGACUUGCCGAGGCUGCAGCUGGCCGACGGUCCCACGGGGCCUCUGGCCCCGUGGGCCCGAGGCCGGGGGGAGCUGGCAUCCGAACCCGCAUGCCCCGGAGAUCGGGGGCAGGAGGACGUCAUCGCUCUCAGGGAGGAGGUGCACAAGGUUUUGCAGACGCUGGCGGACUUGCACGAUGUGCCGGGCUACGAGAAGAGGCCCAAGGACAUCCGCAAAUCGAACGACACGGUCGGCGUAUACAAAGUGCCGGAAGCGCUGCACCAGCACGAUGGACGGCUCUGGCUCUCCAGGGUGUACGGUACCGCCAGCGCGCUGCUGGACUUCCCCGAGCAGCAGCAUGCCAGGGCGAUCAGUGGCGCGAAGUACGAAUGGUUGUGGGUUUGCUUUUGUACGCCAGGCGACGUCAAAUCAGUUGUUCAGCCGUUGUUCCUGUCCUCUUUCGGGAUGGCCUUCUCCAGUUUCCUCGGCGCCUCCGCGGGCGUUCUUGUGGUGGCUGACGGGGAUUGGAUCUUCGGCCACAAGGUGUACGCUGUCGCGCUGGACGGCCAGGCGCAAAUCGCGCGGCCAGGCUUGGGGCAGUACAACAAGGAGUCCACGGUGUGGGUCUCGCCGACACAGUACCAGGCUUGCUUCCGCGCGUUGCGCAUUUAUUUCAGCACGGCUGUUUUUUUUACAAACGGGCGGUGCUACAAGGUUGCUACGGCGAGCGCGCCCGAAGACGCUGCGGGUGACUUGUUGGGCAAGAAGGUGCUCGUCCAGGCUACUGGGGCGCCUGGCGUGACGUACACUCGUACUGUGGUUGCGGUGAACGUGGAUAAGUUCAUCAAGGCCACCACGGCGGACUUGCGCGGCCCCUGGGUGCACUCCGCUUUCUACAGGCGCGUCGACGGCGACGCGCAGCCGGACGCGAGCUACCGCCCUGCCGUCGUCGCGGCGCGGCGGGCCCCGCUUGCAGUCGGAGACGCUGGUCGCUCGCGGUCCCCCGUGCGCGGCAGCCGCGUGUACGUGGCGCAGCUUCCUUGGACCCUGUCGAAGCACGAGGUGUUCGUCGACUUCGGCAAAGCUGGCGAGGUUUGUCGCGUGGAGUGGUACGCGGACUACCGUAAGCGCUUCAACGGGUCCUGCGUCGUCCAGUACGCGGACCCAGAGGCGGAGCGGCGGGUUUAG
Messenger RNA from Prorocentrum cordatum, 1549 nucleotides. The record is from the annotation of a GenBank genome assembly. Lineage: Eukaryota; Dinophyceae; Prorocentrales; Prorocentraceae.